UGCAGGGCAGAAGUGCAAAUACAAAAGCAAAAGCACACCGCGAAACCUUCCCCCCUCCGUCUCCUCUCGUUUCGCACCUCCUCCGCUCCUCCCCGGAUGGAUCCCAAGGCGGCGGCGAAGUCGAAGCGCUCGCACACGGUGCACGGCCGCCGCGCGCACCAGACCCCCGCCGCGGCGGCAGCGCACAAGCAGAAGCGCGCUGCCGCCUCGUCCUCCGGCCCCCGCAGCCGCAACCUCCCCUCGAACUGGGACCGCUACGAUGCCGAGGGCGAUGCGGAGGACCCCACGGCCGCCGCGGAAUGGACCGGCGAGGUGGCGCCGCGCAGCAAGGGCGCCGACUUCGCCUUCCUGCUAGAGCAGGCACGGGCACAGCCCCGCGAGGUCCGGGGCCUCAGCGCGCCGUGGCUCCCUUCCCAGGACUCGCCAUUUGAUUUUAUGCAGGUUUCUACGUCUAUGCUCGAAGCUAAAGGUGAAGAGAUCUUGUCCUGGUGUGCUGAUGAUAACUUUAUAUUAGAGGACGAUUUAGCGCCAGAUUUUGAGGUGCCUUUUCUCUCCAUGGAUUUGCAUGCGUUGGCCAACCAGCUUUCAAAGCUUAAGCUUUCUCAGAGACUUUUUAUGGAAGAAGAUAUACUACCUGAGGAUCUGGCCGAUGCAUCCGAAGACAACAAAAUACCGAUUGAGUGUGACACCUCUGUGGCAACUGAUUCUGAAGGCAGUGCGGUUCAACAUAACAUAAAGAACAUAGAGCCCUGGAAAGAUGGAAGUCAUCAUGAGUACACCAGUAUCAUCCGUUCUGAUGGUCAAACAAAAACAGGACAUCAAUCGCGAUCUUUUGAACAAAAAACUACUACAUCGCCCAAGAUUACUACUCAACUAGUGCAAUCAGACGGUGAAGAUGAUAAGAGAUAUACAAGGAUCAUGGAUACUGAUCCUGAUACAGGCCAUAGCAAAGGGUUGAAGUUUGAGGUGGGUGCUGCAGAAGAAGAACUUGACAUGCUUCUCAAUUCAUUUAAUGGAACUCACCUUUCUAACUCCGAAUUGGAUGAAUCGCUUAGACACGAUUCGACUUUGCAAGAUAUGAAGAUCAGUGAGUCUAACGAGAAAGUUACUCCUUAUAUGUCCUCCAAAUCGCCUGCACUUACACCUGUUGAUGAUGCUCUAGUUGACUUGCUUUCAGAGACUUCGGUAUCUGUCCAGAAUGAAGGUUUUGCUACUCCAAGUGUAACUUCUCAACAAACUUUGAAAUCUGGUCACAGCAUUGACUUCAUAUACACUAAGAAAAUCGAUGUGACGACAUCUAUUGAUGAUUCAGUGGAUGAAUUGAUUGAAGACACUUUAUCAUGCUUGAAUGAGCAGAAGCAAACUGCAUCUGCACAAGGACAAAACAACACCUCAAAUGACAGUGCCCCUCCUCAAUCUGGCCCCUCGAAUGUAUCAGAUGAUUUUGAUUCGUGGUUUGAUUCACUAUAGGGGGUAAAAAGGUUGUUGCUGUGAGGAAUUGACAGUUGACUUCAGGGAUUCUUCUCUGCAAUGCAAAGGUCCUUUGUGCUUUUACUCACUCCAUUCAGGAAGCUUAGUGGUAAACCUUUCAGGAAGCUGGAUCUUGAAAUUCCCAUUUGAUAUGGAGGUCAGUAGAGAACAAUCUCAACAUUAAGUUCUCAUGAGAGGUGGUGAAGUGGAUAGGGCAUUGUAUAAAAGUUCAAGAUCAUUUGUGCUGGUUCAUUGCAAGGCUUUUGGUAUUACGUCACAUUGUUGUCAAUAUUGACCUAGUAGACUGGCUGAUGUGAAAUCUGAAGCUUCCAGUGUGCACCAUCGUGAACUGAGCUUAGCCAUAUUUGUGCGGUUGUCCCAUUAUUUGUUGGGGUUUUUUUUUUCCAGAAACAAGCUAAUGCGAAUGUUCUACAGUUCCUGCGCCCUUCGUAGAAGAGCGCUUUAUGGUGUGUUCUCUGUUCGCUGAUGCGUUUCUUUUAUGCUACAUGUAAACUAAACCAUACUGAUCUCUACGGCUGAAAUGGGCCCCAAAUCGCCUAACUUAAAAGCCUGCUGCUUCAUACCUCUGUUCUCUAAUUCAGAUGUUUAGCCUGUGUGCUGCUGCAUCCUGGCAAUAUCAGGAGAAUGUUAAUU
Phragmites australis (common reed) is the source of this 2124-nucleotide messenger RNA. Its product is annotated as protein ECERIFERUM 16. The record is from RefSeq and is a predicted model, not a curated record. NCBI's taxonomy places the organism in Eukaryota, Viridiplantae, Streptophyta, Magnoliopsida, Poales, Poaceae. The transcript is spliced from 4 exons. Bases 97 to 1470 code for a protein of 457 amino acids.